AUGAAAUGCAGGGAAUAUAACAGGUACACAUAGAUACCUGACAGAUAGUUUUGAAAGUUUGGAUGUAGGUGGCUGCUGAUAUGAAGUCUGACCACUUUUUAGCCCUGGAACUUUUGGAACCGUCCACAGAAAUGGCUGGCGAAGGAAAAGCCGCAGACGACAGCGCUGCACCAAAAGGAAAGCAAAUGAGGACUAUUGUUUUGACUGGAUUUGGUGGAGUUAAAAUGUUGAAAACUCAACAAAAAUCGGAACCAACACCUAAUGAAGGAGAAGUGAUGAUACGAGUCAAAGCAUGUGGUCUUAAUUUUUUUGAUCUGAUGGUUCGUCAAGGCAUUCUAGACAACCCACCUAAAACUCCCGUUACGAUGGGAUUUGAGUGUUCAGGAGAGGUAGAGGCAGUCGGAGGAGAUACAACAGGAUUUAAGGUUGGAGACAGGGUUAUUGGUUUUUGUGAUUACAAUGCUUGGGCAGAGGCUGUUGUACUCCCUGCUCAGUUGGUGUAUAAAAUGCCAGACAAUAUGAGCUACCAAGACGGUGCUGCAUUAGCGAUGAACUACUUAACUGCUUAUAUCAUGUUGUUUGACAUGGCCAACCUGAGGAAAGGACAAUCUGUGUUUGUUCAUUCUGUUGGUGGCGGCGUGGGACAAGCUAUUGGCCAACUCUGUAAGACGGUGGAGAACGUGACGGUAUAUGGCACAGCUUCGUACUACAAACAUGAGUUUGUAAAGGAGAGUGUCGACCAUUUAUUUGAUAGAGUUGUAGAUUACUCACAGGAAGUUAGAAAAUUAACCCCUGAGGGAGUAGAUAUCGUUUUAGACUGUUUAUGUGGUGAUGAUACAAACAAAGGCGUUUCACUACUUAAACCAAUGGGAAAAUAUGUUCUUUAUGGGUCAUCAAACAUAGUCACAGGAGAGACAAAAAGCUUCUUUAGUUUUGCAAAAUCCUGGUGGCAGGUGGACAAGAUCAGUCCAAUCAAACUGUAUGAUGAGAACAAAUGUAUAGCUGGUUUCCAACUCCGUCAUCUUGUCUUUAAACAAGGACAAUACCAAUAUGUUAAGCAGGUCAUGGAGCAACUUUUCAAACUGUAUAACGAUGGAAAGAUCCGACCUGUCAUAGAUUCAGCAUGGGCACUGGAAGAUGUAGGAGAUGCCAUGCAGAAACUCCAUGACAGAAAGAAUGUUGGAAAAAUAAUUCUGGAUCCAAGCUUACAACCAAAACCAAAGCUUGCUGUUCAAGGGAGACAACACACUGACAGUACAUGCAGUGAUGACAUCAAAGAGAAGGAACCAAUUGUUAAUGGAGAAAACCAAUCAUAAAUGAAAGUAGUGUUGUGUAAAGAACAACGUAACCAGGAACCAUGCUAAAUAAUUGCAUUGUCAAGAUAACAACUUAAUUUGCUAUAAUGAACAGCAUAAAGUGCAUGAUCACCAUGUACAACAAACCAGAUCUAACUUUAGUGGAAGAUGAAUGUCAUUUAUUACUUGUAUGUUAGAAUAUAGAUUUUUAUGUUGCUAGAAUUGUUCCAUCCAUUAAAACUGGAGCUGUACUUAAAAAGACUCAGCAAAUAGUUCUUAUGAAAAACCUCUACUUAAAACCAUGUAACAUGUAAAUCCAAUAUCGUAAACUUUACAAAUUAUUACUACCAAAUGACUUUGAUGGAACUAAAAUGUUAACUUGUUUGAAGUAUUAUUUAAAAAAUAUUCUAUAAGUUUUACUGUCAGUUUUAAAGUAGAACCCUAGGAUAUAGAACUUUCAACAUUCCAAAUUGAAGUCUCACAAUCUCAUUAAAAUCCAAAGUUCUAGUACACUACACAUUGCAUUUCUAAUUGCUAGAACAUAUUCAUUUUUAUACUUAUUAUGUGUAAUUUGAAUACUAUUCCUAAUACCAGUUUAAUAAUGAUUAUGAAUGUAAGAGCUUAUUUCAUGACUCUUGGAGUACAAUCUUUGGUCUAAAGAAAAAUAGAACGUUUCUCUUGGCAGUUUUAAAUAUCUGUUGAAAAGCUCUAUUGGAAGUUUUCAUUGGCCUGUUCAAAACUUUUAAUGGAAUAUCAUUCAUCAAAAGUAUACCAUAAUAUUUCAACUUGCCAAAGUUAGUUGCUAAAUUUUGUCAAAAUUCUAUUUUUAGAUAUUAACUGCUGUAUGAUUUGGUGCUGUAUAUUCUCUAUUAGAUGUUUGUGUUGAGCAAUUGUUGUUUUACCGGGAUUAAAAGGGCAUUCGUUAAAAUUAUUAGUUCCGACCUGUUUGUUAUCUAUACCCCCAGAAGUAUUUAUAAUUGUUUAUAAUUGUUGUGCUUUAUAAAGCAUUAUCAAUGCACAUAUUAGAACCCCCAGUUCACAUGGAGUUUUGUUAGUUACAGCUGAAACCCUCAUCCUUCAUCAGCUAAAAUCAGAAUUUGCAUGUUACUAGUACACAAAAACGAUUGCACUUUCCAAUACACGAAAUGCUUACUGUAAACCGACUUAUUUUUGCGGAUACUUUGUUUCCGGUUAUACCAAUUUUAGUCCAUUUCGCGCUUUUUGAAUUAGCGAUUUUAUGAUAUAAUUGAUGUUGUGAAAUAAAGAUUUACUUAUUCCCAACAAUUUAUAUUUGCAUUAUUUUUCUACUCGCAAAAGUCAUGAAAAUGAAUAACUCACGAAAUAAGCUGGUUUACAGUAUCUUAAAUUGCUACUGAUCAUCAGGCUUCAACAUUGUUUGUUUUAGUGGAAAAAAUAAUGUUGAACACAGCAUAUAUUAACUUGUGGAAAUGGAUAAUUACCCAGUGGUAUAUUGACAAUUUUCAAACUAAAACUCCAUGUGAACUGGGUGUAUUUAUUGUUGUCUGAAACUGUCUGUUUAAGUUUUACUAUACCAUAUACAUAUUGUUACCAAAUUUUUAACUAUAUUUUGUGAUAUAUAUUGAUUUGUGUCUAUAAUAUUCAAGUUGUGAAUGAACCUAUGUGAAAGUAUGUCAUUGUAUAACAUUUAUCAACUGAAAUAUUCUGUCAAUCAAAUUUGUUUCAAUGGUCACAAUUUACUUAUAAUAACCUUUUUGGAAAAAAUAACAUACUUGUGUUUGCAGACCCAGAGAAUCUAAAAUGAGGAUUUUACCUUACCAUACAGUGAUAUAUUUGUUCCUUUUAUUUAUAUUGUAAUAACAUUAUGAAAUGUACAUUAUUCUCCACCCCAGAUGUGUGCUCAAAACAGGAAAAGGACCAAAACCAUAAGGUACAUGUUGAAAGUAUGUUCCAAAUGUUGUGAUAUAUAUGUUAUAUGUAUUCGUUGAUU
Mytilus trossulus (common blue mussel) is the source of this 3264-nucleotide messenger RNA. RefSeq names its product synaptic vesicle membrane protein VAT-1 homolog-like. NCBI's taxonomy places the organism in Eukaryota, Metazoa, Mollusca, Bivalvia, Mytilida, Mytilidae. Gene Ontology annotation, molecular function: oxidoreductase activity. The record is from RefSeq and is a predicted model, not a curated record. The transcript is spliced from 11 exons. The coding region runs from base 81 to 1316 and encodes 411 amino acids.